UACACAUGUUUGUUAGUUUAGCGCACCUGUGUUUUUUAUAAUAAUCGUUUAUUAGGUUUCAUGUGCUCAUUCGUUGUACGACGAAGGUACAUCACUGACUUGCAAACCACGAAGAAGAAUGGGGCAAUAAUAAACGAAACAGUGAAUACCGUAUCGUUGUUUGAUUCAAUACGCGAUUAUUGAGCACUAUUUGUGCACUGUUUAUGCAUUUGAUUAAUUUAAUAAAGUAUUGUGCAUUGCAUGAUAUUACACGUGCCUAAAUUAAUCUGGCAUAAAUAUCAAAUAAAAAGGACACACGUUUGUGUAAAUACAUUAGAAUGUGCUUCAUUAAGAGUGACGUAAAAAUCGAUUAAUAGUUAAUGAUUUUACUUAUAUUUGUGAAAUCUUGGAUAUCUGACUGAAGUUUAAAGAGCAAAGCAUCAAUUUUUUUUUACAUUGAAAUCGUACUGAGAUAGGAAAUUGUUGAAAUGAAACUGUUCACACGUCCAAAAUGUUUCACUGACGCGAUAGCGUUGAACAUAACUCUGCACCGUUUAUUGGGAAUACGUAUUUUCGAAUACCCUCACGGUCAACCAAGGCCUAUACUCAGUCUAAUAUAUCUUCUGCUUCUUUACGCUAUACACUGCGGCGCAUUCAACUUGCAAGAUGAAUAUUAUGCAGAUAUGACGUUACUGAAGCUGGAAACCUUCUUGUACAAAAUACUGAUGACUAUCAAUACUUGUUCUGUCCUCAUCAAGUUAAUACUAGGCUGGUGGUACACGAAGAGCUUCGAAGUUUGCUACAAAAAAAUUUCCGAAAUCGAUGAAACGUUACGACAAAUUGGCUUGGUGAUAAACUACGAUAUAAUAUACUUUGUGACAAUUGGAGUGAUGAUUACCGGGCUUAUAUUCACUAUUAUUACGUCCGCUUUGGUUUCCAUUCAUCUGCAUAACCGUGUGAAUUUGUAUACUUCGAUCUAUAUGAUAGUAGCGUAUACGUAUGCACUGUUCGUCAAUGGCAUUGUCAUCUUCGAUUUCUAUAUAUUAGUGAAAUACUUACAAAUGAGAUUUGAAUUGGUCAAUCAAUUCUUAUACGAACACUCAGGAGUGUCAUCGACCAAGAAGAGGAAAUUAGGUUUUUUCGAAAUGCAAGAUUACGCUAAUAUUAUGAACUGUGAGCAAAGAAAGCGUCUUUCCACGAAAAUGUUAUCCCGAUGGCGUCGACAGACGCAGCCUCAAAUAAACAUUUCCGUGUUAGAAAAGUCAAGUACAGUCAAAUCGCAGAUUCAAACACAAUUUCAGAAGGAACUGCAAAACCAGUCUCAAAGACACAAUCCCGUAAUGACGAAAUGCGAAAAACGCAAACAUCUAUUGCAAACAAUCAAACAGGUGCAUCUAGAGCUGUGCAAAAUGUCGAAAACAAUAUGCACUAUUCUCGGCGUACAGGCAGCUUUUGAUGUAGCAGCGUCCAUUAUGUUUCUUACCGGAAUGUUUUAUAAUUUAUACAAUCGAUAUGUUGUACAACAAGACAAAUUUGUAAAAACUUUGACGGAGCAAACGGCUGUGUCGGUAAUAUUGUGUACCCUCACUGUUGUGAAAAUCAUCUUUUUAAGUCGCAUUUGCAAAAAAGCGUCUGACGAGGGAAAUAAAACUAUUGAGAUUAUUUAUGGGAUUUAUGGAUGCGAAGCGGAUAUCGAUAUGCGAUGCGAGAUUCAACAAUUUGGUAUUCAAAUAUUGCAAAGUCCAAUCACAUUCUCCGCCUUCGGUCUUUCUCUGGGCAACAAUGUCAUAAGUUUGGGUUUGAGAACUGUCACAACUUAUUUGGUUAUUAUGAUACAAGUGAGCAACUCAUUAGAAUCAAACAAAGCCAUUAAAUUGGCAAAUAUUUAA
This is a messenger RNA of Linepithema humile (Argentine ant), 1868 nucleotides long. Its product is annotated as gustatory receptor for bitter taste 66a-like. NCBI's taxonomy places the organism in Eukaryota, Metazoa, Arthropoda, Insecta, Hymenoptera, Formicidae. The record is from RefSeq and is a predicted model, not a curated record. Gene Ontology annotation, biological process: chemosensory behavior; male courtship behavior; sensory perception of taste. Gene Ontology annotation, cellular component: neuronal cell body; axon; dendrite.